Messenger RNA from Aegilops tauschii subsp. strangulata, 1144 nucleotides. RefSeq lists its product as uncharacterized. Lineage: Eukaryota; Viridiplantae; Streptophyta; Magnoliopsida; Poales; Poaceae. The record is from RefSeq and is a predicted model, not a curated record.
CUCUCAGCACCCAACUCGUCUCACUCAGCCGAGCCUCACUCACAAUGGCCACUAGCACUAAGCUUGCAGCUCUUGGCUUUGUUGUCCUUGUGAGCAUUGGGUUCGCCGAUGCAGCAAGGAUGCUAGCUAGCUCCUCCAGUGCUUCGGGUGGUGGUGGAGGAGGUGGAGGGGGAGGCGGUGCGAAUGGUGGGAGUGGAUAUGGUGCAGGUUCUGGGUCAGGUGGAGGCUUAGGAUAUAGUGAGAGCGGCGGAGAUUGGGGUAAGAAGUGGAACUUCGCCAAGGGAUUUGGUGGAGGAGGAGGAGCUGGUGGUGGCGGAGGAUCAAAGGGUGGAUCCGGGUCUGGUUCCGGAUCCGGCUUCGGCACUGGCAGCGGCGCGACUGGCUCCGCAUCGGCCCCUAGCGGCGAUGGUUAUGCUAGUGCUGAUGGUAAGGGUGGAGGCGGCGGCGGAGGUGGCGGUGCAAACGGAUCUAGCGGAACCGGAGCCGGAGAUGGCCUUGGCAAGGGAUAUGGUGAGAGUGGCGUGUCAAAGGCACCGGCUCCUGCUGCCGGUGGCGAUGGUACUAGCUACUCUGAUGCUGGCGGUAGUGGUAACGGUGGUGGAGGCGGUAACAACGGAAAUGGAGGUGGUGCCGGCGCUGGCGCUGGACAGGCCGGCAGCGACGACACUUCUGGAGGCUUUGCAAAUGGAGGAGGAAGCGGCAACGGUGGUGGCGCAAUUGGAGGUGGCGCUGAAGGUCCAAGCGUUGGGGUUGGAUCUGGUGCUGGGUCUGGCGCCGGUCAGACCGGUAGCACUGGCUCUUAUGGCGAUGGAUAUGCCACGGGAAUGGGCGGUGGCAUGGGUGGCGGCACCGGUGAGAGCCAGAAUGGCGGAACUGGCAGCGGUGGAGGUAGUGGAUCCGGAUCAGGUAGUGGAGGAUACAACUAAACUACCCUUUAUUGAACAAGCAAGAACGGGACCUUCACAUGUAUUUUAAUUUCCAUCAUUUUACUAGUAUUUCAAUCGAAGGACAUGUGGCAUGCACUAAGGGGACAAAAUAGCAUUUCGUGAAUUAGCAUUUAAGUCCUACAACUGUUCAGGCGGGCUUGUGCCAAUAGACGUAUUAAUAAUAAUGUGAAGGAGUACCUCCUUUGUAAUUUUCUCUA